Linum trigynum is the source of this 11528-nucleotide messenger RNA. NCBI's taxonomy places the organism in Eukaryota, Viridiplantae, Streptophyta, Magnoliopsida, Malpighiales, Linaceae. The record is from the annotation of a GenBank genome assembly.
AAGCUAACACACCUUUGUGUUUGUGGAAAGUGGUCAUUACAUCCUUCUUCUUCUUCUUCUUCAUCAUCAUCAUUCAUACCGUCCAUUUAAUUCAUCACUCAUCCUUUUGCACAAACUCCCUCAUUCCCCAUAUGCAUGGUCUUCAACAAGCUAUAGCCACCACCUACCCUAGCCUACCCUAGCCAGCAGCUUUGCACCCUUUUUCUCCUCCUCCGAUCCAGUCCUCCCUCGCUCCCUGUCUGUUUCUCUGUUUUUUCUUUCGGUCACCCAUUUUCACAAGCAGGUGGUGUGCAAGCCUUGUGAAAACAAGAAGAUGUGGAUGAUGGGUUACAACGAUGGUAGGAAUCCUCAUCACCAUGAUCAUCAGUUCACCAAUGGCAGCAGAAAGCUUCUGCCUUUCAUCCCACCUACACUCCUCUCUUCCUCAAACACAACUGCUACGACGACCCAGCAGCCUCCAUGGCCGACCCAUCAUCGUCUGCCACCGGCUCCAAUGGCGGCAGAGCAGGGGAAAAUAAGAGACCAAAACUACAACUCACCGAACCUCUACCAGCAGCAGGAAGCGGGGGCGGUUGUGAGCUCGUCGCGAUGGAAUCCGACGCCGGAGCAGCUCCGGACGCUGGAGGAGCUGUACAGGAGAGGGACGCGAACCCCUUCCGCCGACCAAAUCCAGCACAUCACAUCGCAGCUCCGGCGGUACGGCAAGAUCGAGGGCAAGAACGUCUUCUACUGGUUUCAGAACCACAAGGCCCGCGAGCGCCAGAAGCGCCGCCGCCACCUCGACUCCAACAAUAACAACGCCGCCGCCGUUGAAAUGCUUGAUCCCAAAGAAUCAGUAGGGGCUGCAAUGAAUGGGAGAUCAUGCUGCUAUGAAGGAGGAGGAGAGCAAAACAACAACAAAAACUGGGCAGCAGGAAGCUCCUCCAUCAACAACUGCACUUCUUCACAGGAGGCAAUCCCAAUGGUAUCUUCAUCAAGUGGAGGAAGAGAUGGAUGGAACCAAUUCGAGGGAGGAGGAGAGGAAUUAGAACCAGCAGCAGCAGCAGCAAGAAGGAACUUUAUCAUCAUGGAAAGGAAUGCCACGUGGCAGCAGAUGUCCUGUCCACCUCCCACCACCCAUUUCAUAAUCAACCCCACCACUUCUACUGCUGCUGCUAAAGCUACAACAACUGCUACUGCUUCCCCUGCAACUCCCAACACAAACAUUAUAAUUCCAUCAUCAUCAUCCUCCACACCCACACUAACAGUAGCGGUAGUGCCAUCAUCAGCUGCUGUUACUACUACAGCAGCAGCUAGAACAGCAACUCAUGAACCAGCAUUAAUAAUGGACCCAAAACAGCAGCAGCAGCAGCUCAUAGUCAAGGCAGUCCAUGGUGGUCAGCAUCAAGAUCUCAACAUCUUUCAUUCCCAAUAUGGCCUUCUGCUCAACUCUAAUUACUCCCUCACCACCAACAGCAGUGGCAGGGGUACAGAGGGAAACAAUAAUCAUGGAGUCAUUAUCAAUUACAAGGAAGAUGGUAAUUGUGAUGAUGGUAAUGGAGAUCAUAAUGAUGAGACACACAGAAGUGCAACCCUUGACCUCUUCCCCCUUGGCAGCAGAAAUGUGGCUGAUAAUAAUAAUAAUGGAAAUGGCUACCACAGUUGCAACCAGAGGGAGUCUACUUAUCCAGCAAGAAGCAUGAUGGAUCCCAACUUCAUGGCCACUGCUAACCACCCUACUAGCAAUAACCAUUGUUUCCAAUUCUUUGAGUUCCUCCCACUCAAGAACUGAUCGAUGUUCCAAUAUAAUAUCUUAUAAGCUGAAAGACAAGUUAGCUAGUAGCUAAAGUUAGUUCCUUUUUUUCUUUAUGGGGGAGGUGGGUAUUAAUCAGGAAGAUUUUCCCCUUUGGUUUUUCAUCUCUCUUUUUGUAAUCUUGUUGGAGAUUGGGGACCUAUAUUAAUAUAGCUAGUGGUGGGGAAGGUUAUGUAGCUGAUCAUCUCUUUUUUGGGAUAGUGUUCCGUUUGAUGUAACAUUUCAUGGGAACUACCCUGGUGAGGGAGAGGCUAGUAGCUUGAAUGGUCCUUCAAAUAGGAUAUUCAAGGAUCCCUCCCUCUCUCUCUCUUUCAAAGGGGUUUCCUUGGUUCCUUACCUUUCUUUCAGUUUUUAGUUCGAAAAUGCAAUGUUUGGACCAUGUUGGUUGAAUCAAAGAAUGACCCAUCUCUAUAAACUUAACAUGCCAAAUAAGAGAAGAUGGUGCUGCACCAGAGUGCAGUAAUAAUGCUGCUGCUGCAGAAGAUGAUGGAAGUGUGCAUGUGUGAGGUGUAAGUAAUGGCUAGCUAGUAGUGAUGAAAAUGAAAGAGAGGGCAGGCUAGCUAGGGAAUGAAUGUCUGUGGGAAGGUGGUGGUGCCUCUCAAUGCUAAGGUUGUAAUGACGAUUGGUUCCCUAAAACAGGAUGGGAUGUUGAAAGUUUGGAGGUUGGAAAUUAUGGAAGGAUCUAAACUGGGCAACUCAGAAAGUGAAAGAGGAGGUGGAGAGGGCAGAGUAGUGGUGGAGUAACCAGUGGGUUUUUGUUUAUAAAUGCUUUGAUGUUGAAGUUGAUGGAUUAGACUGUGUGGGAAAGAAAUUUUGGGUAAGAGGGUAGUUUUGUUCUCUUGCUGCAAAUUUGGAACCUUGACAUGUAUAUACAUGGUGGGUUUUGUUGGGCUUGUGGGUUUAGGGUUUUACAUUCAAUUCUUCAGUUGGUUGGUUGGUUGGGUUAUUGCAGAGGAAAAUGAAGUUAGAGUAAUAUGGGACUGUGAUAGCAACAAAUUUGUAAUUUAUUCCUGCACUAGUAUGUGUGGGUUUUGGGUAGCUGCUUCAAAGUGAUAUCUGAACAUCCAGUUGAAGGAAUUAAUGUUGACUCUAGAAAUUGAUGUAUCAUAUAAUUUAUAUUCAUCCAAAAUAAAAAAAUAUGUAUAUAUGGAUUAGUGUUAUGAUCAGUUUGUGUUUUACAGUUAGGUGGUACUUAAUGAAAUUGAAUCUAAGACUUAGAUGACAGAUUUAAGAUGACUUGAUAUAUAACUGGAUCAAACAUUUGUUCGUAAGCCAAAAUUAAAUUGUUAAUUGUCUAAAAAAGGUAGCAAACUAGUUAACUCGUGAUUUGAUAGCAUUUUCGUAUGUAGAAUUAAAUUUAAACUUCUUCUGAAUAAGCCACAACAAGUGAAAUUUAGUAACAUUUUUUUUACGAGGGAUCAACCAUCAAAAUAAUUCGAAAUAUAAUUUUGUAUUAAGUUGGAAAGAACAGUAUAAGGUAGUCAUGAUCAUGCAAGUAAGGGUUCUCGUACACGAUUAUGAAUUAUCGCCAUUCAGUAAGUUUUAGUUAGGUUGACGAUAAAUGAUUACAUAAUCAUUAUAGGUUCGAAUAAGUGAUAACGUAAAUCGUUUAGUUCGAAUAUUGUGUGUGCAUAGGAUGUUAUUAUCUCACGAUAUCAUUAACUUACUCUAAUGAUGGCAACAAUCACAUAGAUUUUUUUACUUGGAUGGUAUAAAAUAAUUAGGAACAUUUUUUAUCAAAAAAUAAAUAAUAAUUAGAAACCUCACCAUGACCUACAUACCAACUCAUUGAGGUUACUAUAGAAGACAAAUUAAAUGUAAAAACCUUAUCUCCAUAUAGUAUCAUUUGUUUUAGAGAUCCAAGGUAUUUACAAAAAGGCUAAUGCAUCAGUAGAGAGAUUCAAUGCAUCACAUUUACCGAAAACCUUUUUUCUGAACCAGUAAUUUCCCUAAACCCUAAAAAGGGUACACAGUAAAAAUUCUGAAGUUUGGGUAAAAGCUUCACAUGUUAUAAUUAAAUCCAUUACCACGUAUCUAUAAGCUGAAAUAUAUGAUAUUCUAACUUUUUCGAAAUUGCAGAGAGUUUUAUAUGCAACUUCCUUAUACUUUCUCAUUUAAUAAAGUUUCCAUUUUUCUUUUCCUAAAUGCACGCCAUAAAAAAAAAAAACUGCACGCUAUAAAAGGUAAGAAAAAUGAAAAUAAUUAAAGCCCAUGCAUCUUCUUUCCUUUUUUGGUCAAAUAAACCUAUGUUUAUCCUUCUAAUUGAGGCUUAAAAACUUGAAUGGUUAAUGUAAUAUGUAUGGGCAUAUACUGUGUUGUUACUCAUUAAAGUGAGAGAAAGACUCUAUUGAAAGGUUUAAAAUUUGCACUAGACCACAAUGUUCAAUGUAUUGUACUUUCGGAUUAUGUGGUGAUUGUUAAUGUUUUAUCUUUUUGCCCCUCCUUAUUGGUGUUUGAACCUAGAAUGUAUCCUAGGCCAAUACAGUAAUGCUUGAGGCUCUGAUAUGAACUCUCAUGCAAUUAGAAGAAAUCUCAAAUACUUACAAUGCAGAACGUCAGAACUUAUUGGGUUGCCCCAUUUCGGGAACACAACCCUCGCUCCCUCAAAAUUGAAUCAUAGGUUUUGAUAGUAUUCCAUAUAUAAUUGCUUGAAUGUACAUACUCGACUUAUAGAUGGUGGAAUGAAAAAUGUGACAAAAAGAAAGAGAAAAACUCAAUCAUGGCAAUGACAUGAUGAGCUGCUGAUAGGACGAAAGUAGCUAUAUAUAUGCAAUGGGAUGCCAUGUCUAUAGCUAGCAAUAAUUGAAGGGCCAUGAAUGAUUAUGCAAGUGCAUGGUGUUGCCCACGCAAAAUCUUGCAAGCAACACCAAAGCAAAGUUUUCAGCACAGCCAAAAUAAAGAUUUGGUCUUCCCAACUAAUUUGUCUCACUAGGAAGGACAUACAAAAUCAAUAUUGUUAUAUAUAUAUGGUGGCUUCUAUGGUACUCCAGGUGAAAUUCGGGGUAUCGUAUACCUCGAGUAUGGAAACUCUAUCUAGACCUUGAAUUACCAGGAUUUUUGUGUAUGAUAUUAUACCCUAACCCUUAAUGAGUGAACCCUAGGUCAUAAUUAUCUAAAUCAUAAUCUAUAAACCCUAAGAUGGUGCAUUCCUUUUUGUGCCUAUAUUUGGAUGAAUCAUAACCGUCGAUUAUUAUUUCUAAUUAAAUUGAUCUUGGAGUAUAAUAUUGGGAGAGUUAACACCUAGAUUUUGAUCUUUAAGUGUUAGAGUAUAGUAUCAUGUCCGAAAGAUCGGUCAAUUCAAGGUCUAGAUAGUGUUUUCAUACUCAAGGUAUGCAGUACCCCGGAUUUCACCCAUGGUACCGUAGAACUCGCUAUAUAUAUAUAUAUAUAUAUAUAUGGGUUAGACUGGUGUACGUCAGGCGUAUAGUAUACGCCAAGUGCCUCACACCGUUGAUCUAAUCUGACAGUCAUUAGUAAUGAUGAUUUAUUUAAUUAUUAAUUAGCAAAUAUAAUUACUAACAACACCCAUUAAUAUUUUAUACGAGCAUUAUAGCUCCCAAUUUUUUUCCAGUGAGUUCUGUAUUUUGGUUCCCUACUUUCUUCGAACAUCAUUUUCAACACUCAAAUACUAUAUAUAUUGUUUAGUGGCUAGACCGAAACUGGACCAGAGUGUUGUUUAAUUUGGGUGUGGAACCUUCCCUCCAACUUGAGUUCCUAGGGUUCAUUGAGUACGAUUUGGGGAUGAUGUCCAGCCGAUGAGGAGAAUGUCUUCUUUAAGAAUUAGCCGAUUAUGUACCGGAUAUUAGGAAUUUCAUCUCAGAGUAUCCCAGAUGAGGGCUUUGAUGGAACUCGUCGAAUUGGAGGUUAGUUGUCAUAGAGUUUGAAUACGAGAGCCAUUGAAACAGAGACAAGAAGCAUGUAUAUUUCUUGAGGCUGCUAAUCACGCUUCAGGAGCUAGCAUAUGUUUUCUGCCCAGUUGAUCUCCAAAGGCUUCAUGUAAGCACAAAUAGAACUGCUUUGUCGAUCGUCCCUUCUUUUCCUCUGUUCAUCGACUAGAAGAAUAGACAAGGAGGAGGGCGGAAAUGGCGACAGUGAGGGCGGCGCCAUAAUCCCUGAUUCAGCGGCCGCAGUUGAUCACGCUUACCCAGCGUUGUUUCCUUGUGUGUUUCAAAGAGAAAGAAGCAGAGGGAAAACGCAAUCUGCCGCUAGGAAGAGAUUGAGGCAGCGAGAGAACGAAACGAAGAAGCCGCCAAGAGAUAGAUUUGGGCCAAGGGAUUGAACGAUGUCUUGCACGGAGGAUGUGUGGGAGAAAGGCGAGAGAGAGAUCCAGUGUUCGGGUAAAAGUAGAACUCAGGGGAGAGGAGGAGAGAUAUUCUUGGUUCUUAUUUUGAUGAUUGAAAAAUUGGCAUUUUAGGAAGCAAUCACCCAAAUGGUCGAUGGAGAAUUAAUUGGUAGUGGUAUAUAAGUUUGGGUGUUUGAAAGAAUGAGUAAAAAAACAAGGUACUAUAAUAUGAAAAGAAAUGGUAAAAUUUGUUCAAGGACUAUAUUCGUAUGUCUAUAAUUUUAAUGGGUGUCAUUAGUAAUUAUAAUUUCAAAUAAUUAAUUUUUUUAUCAAUGUAAAUAACGAUCGUUAGAUGAGAUCAACGAUGAGAAAAUCUGGCGUAUACUAUACGCCUGACGUAUACCAGUCGUCACCAUAUAUAUAUAUAUGUUUUUUGGGUUUGAUCUUUCUUACCCUUGGCUUUUUCUGAUAUGCAAUGCAUGGGAAGUGUAACAGGGUGGAGGGAGGCGGAUGGAAAAGAUUUGUGGUGCAGCAAAGCAGGGAGGGUAUUGGAAUGGAACAUGGCCGGGGAAAUUGACACAAACAGAAGAGGGGCCAUUGGCCAACCAACCAAGCUAAGGCUCUUCCCCCAUCCCGGCCAUAGUUUCCUUACACAAACAUCUGCACCACUUCAAUAACAGCAUAUAAUGUCAAUGUAAAUUUCUACCUCUGUGCUGAUUCGAUUUUGAUUAUCUUUCAUGGUGCCUGCCACAAUCCCCUUUUACCCUCUUUUUUUUCUCUGUCUGUCGUCUAACUUAGCUACUAGCUAGUAGCUAAUAGCUUCUCCCCCUUUCUUUCUGAUGCUAUAGCCUAUAGCUGCUCUGUCUGUGCAUCGAUGAGUAGCAGCAGCAGCCAGCCAUAUGCCCAUAUGUACGUUGUAGGGAGACUCGACUGUGUUGGUACAGACUUUGAAUUAGAUAUGUAUGUUGUAGAGUAGAGAGACUGUGUUGGUCUAUUCUAUUGCUUUUGGUGGUGAUGUACUUUUGUGUGUUUCAUGGAUUCUUUCUUUCUUUCCAUAUGACCAUUCCACCAGGAAAAAAAUAAAAAAUAAAGGAGAGAGAGAGAGGCAGCCUUGGAAUUUGGGAAGGGAUGCAUCAUGGAAUGACAUUACACUAGCUAUGGCUAAACUACCAUUGUUUCUCUUGCUUUAUCAAUGCACUCUCUGCUCUCUCUCUCUGCUCUCUCUCUUUGCACUCUGAUAUAUCUAUGUUUGUUUGAUCUAUAUAUAAAUAUAUGUUUGUCUGUGGUUAGCAGAAACAGAGAAAGGGAAAAAGAGAGAGCUAAUUGGCAGGCUGCAGCAAAUUUCAAAGUGAUGGGUGAGAGUGAAGUCAAAAUGCAUGACAAUGGCUGCUUUCUGUGUUAUAGCUAUAGCAGGCAUAUAUGGAAGCAUCUUGUAGCUAGCUAACAGAUUCUCUGUCCGCGGCCAUGGUGAUGGAGGGUCAAAUACAAAUAGUAUAGAGCUAAUAGCUAGCCCUGCUCCAGCAGUAGUUACUUACUUUACUUGCCCAUAUUUUCAAGUUCCAAGCCCACCAAAAAAGAUAGAAACCCUAUUAAUUUAAUUAACAGCAGAAUGGAUAUAAGAUAGACAAUCCAUAUAUUUAUAUGCAAUUACUGAACCCUCUACCUCUAGGGUGGCUGGAUUGUAUUGUGAGUUUUUAAUUUUAUAUAUGUUUCCUCUAACUAAGCACAUGUAAUUUUCAGUAAUAUUCAAAAUAUACCUAAUGAGAUAUUCAAGAUAUAUUGAGUAGAAUGUUGAUGUGUUGGUAUCAAUGAAAUUAACUGAAAGAAAUGUACUGGAAAUACAACUAGCUAGUUAAUUAAGCAAACCCUAAACUAAACCUAUCAUAUCAUGAGUGAAUUAUCAGCUUAUGAUUAAUUUAAUGAUGAUGUGUUUCCAAAGAGAAUGUGAGUGGGUUGACGAUUUAUGGUUGGGGAGGGGUUGUGGGGUCUGGCAUGGCAGGGCAGCAUAUGCAAUAGAGAUGUGACAUGUGACUGAUCUUGUGUAGUAAGUUUUUUUUUUUUGUCUUUUAUUUAUAUCUUUCGUACAUUUAUUAAAUAAUUACUGAUAGAGUGAUGUGGUAUUUGGCAAUUAUUAACCGUAUUGAUUUAUAUAUAUAUCUACCCAAACAUAUAAGGAGGUUCUCUGGCAGAACGGAAUGGGUUAGGGUGAUUACUUGUUUUUUAGUAAUCACGGUGGCAACCUCUUUAUAUACCAUUUGAUUAAUUAUUUUCCCUUCUUUUUUAAUCUUACGGUCAAGAUUCUUUUAGGGUAAUUUUGGAAAUUAUAAAGUGACAACACCUGAUUAUUCUAUAUAAUCUACCUAAAACCUAGUUCUAUCCUCUCUCCAGGCAAACCCGUCGCAGCCGCCUCCACGUACCACUCCCGUCGCACUGCCGCCAGCAGCCCCGACCACCCUCGGCCACCGCCGGCAGCAGCCCCCGACCACCCUCGGUACCCCUCUCUCUCUCUCUCUCUCUCUCUCUCUCUCUCUCUCUCUCUCUCUCUCUCUCUCUCUCUCUCUAUCUCUCUCUAUCUCUCUCUCUCUCUCUCUCUCUCUCUCUACCAUCACAACAUACAUACCAAAUAGACAUAUUGGUAGUAUUCGUUUAUGGAUUCAAUGUGCAGUGAUAUAGAUUGUUUAUAUUGGUAGUUUUCGUGUAAUGGUAUAGAUUUAUAUCUGCAAUGGUAUUGAUUGUUUAUAUUGGUAGUUUUCGUGUAAUGGUAUAGAUUUAUUUCUACAAUGAUAUUGAUUGUUUAUGGUAUAGAUUCUUUAUAUUGGUAGUUUUCGUGUAAUGGUAUAAAUUUAUUUCUGCAAUGGUAGUUUUCGUGUAAUGGUAUAGAUUUAUUUUUGCAAUGGUAUUGAUGAUUUUCAAAGUGGUAGUGUUUGUCUAAUGGAUUGGUACUGAUUUUUUUUUUAUUUUUAUUUUUUUUUGCAGAAAGAUUGAGAAAAAUAUGGAAAGAAAAUCUGGCUGGAGAUUACGGAAGUGAGAGAAAGAGAGAAUUUUAAUUAAUAGAUUUUUGUAACUACCUUAAAUGUAAUUUAUUAAAAAAUUAAUUAAUAUAAUUUAUUUUUCCAUACCCAAUUUAUCCUUAAUAACCACGGUGAUUACUACUUUGUAGUAGUAAUCACCGUAACCUGUCCCCUGGCAGAACCCCUCCCGUUCUGUUUUUCCUGUGUUGUGCGCAAUGUACGGAAGGAUCCUUCCGUCCUUUUACUAAACUUCCUCCGGAACCAUCCCAUCCCACUUAUGUUACUCAAUUAAAUAAAGACAACCUAUUACUCUAUGUAUUUCCAGUAAUCUAUUAUAGUUAGAAGUUGGUUUAUAUGAAUUUAAGAAUACUUAAUUGACGCAGUAUGACAAAUCAUUGUAAAUGGAUAUAGUCGAUGGUUUUAUACGCAUUUGCAUUUAUUUAGGUUGUCUUAUGGAUAUAAAAUUAUAAAUUAUUAGUUUACUUCCCAGUCAUUUAUGGGGUUUGGAAAGAUAGAUCACAUUUUCGAUCAAUAAUAAAAAAAGAUAGCUAACAUAGCCAUUAUAAAAAAAAAUAGCUAAUAUAAUUUUGGAUUUUGCUACGGUGACUUGCAAGUCACCUAAUCCUAACUGAAGUCGACCCAAAAGUGCAAGUUACGAUGACUUGCAAGGCAUCAUAGGCGCACCCCAUAAUUUUUUCUCUAUGUUUCGUUUUUGGCCAGCGAAAAAAUUAUGAUAUUACACCACAUGGGGGCUGGGUAUGUAUAGUUUUCUUUUACCAUAACAACAACCUCUUUCCUUUUAUUCUUUCACAUGUUUUGGUUUACUUGAUUCGGAUAAACCCUAACUGGUAUUGGUUUUUCUCUCGAAAUUAUGAAAGACAAAUCACAUUUUUUUAUCAAUAAUAAAAAAAGAUAGAUCACGAUUCUCAUUUGUAUGUUUAAAAUUCCAAAACAAUAGGUAACAUAAUUUUUUUCCUACUUUCGGCCAGCGAAAAAAUUAUAAGAUUACACCACAUGAGGGCUAGGUUUGUAAUGUAUAGUUUUCUGUUACCAUAGCAACAAUUGUAUGUGGGCACCGGGUCGUGCCGCCCACUGGCUAACACGACACGGCACGAGCACAAGCACGAAAUUAAUGGGCCAACCCGACACAAGCACGGAUAAUUUAUGGGUCGUGCCGGGCCUAAAUUUUAUGGGCACGGGCACGACAUAUAAGUGGGCCGUGUCGGGCCUAAAAUUUUUGAGACUUUAUUGAGUAUAAGAACGGAUAUGGCACGAAAAUAAUAUUUAUUUGACAGAAAAUAAAUAUAAAACGAAUUAUAGGUUCAAAUAUUACUGUUUGAGCCUAACUGGGUGUAGGAGUGAGUCUCGGGAAAAUGGGUCAAGGAGAGUAAGCAAUGAGGGAAUAAUCGUUGAUGGAAAAACUGAGAAGAUUACGAAUAGAAUUGAGAGAGAAAUAUCUUAGAGAGAGAAUUCGAUGAUAUUAGAGAUAGAGUCAGAAAAAUCCGAUCCCCUCACCCACCGGAGUAAAUGCCAUAUUUAUAGGCUACAUGGUGGUGGGUGAGUGGUUGGGUUACAUGUGGGUGCAAUGACAUGACCAUUACAUGACCACUACAUGAUCACUGACAUGUCAGGGAUUUAAGCCAUGCUUAUACCUAGGACAUGUCAGGGGCUUACCUAUGACUGUGUUUAGGACCCUGAUGUGACUACCCCUCGGGAAACGAGACGACGCUUUUUGCGGCUCAUUGGUCUAGUCAACGCCUUGAUCCUUCCUUUGGUCGCGCUCGAGAUCUUUGCGCUAGUCUGCCUUCUUUGCGCUAGUCUUCCUUCACAGUGUCGCGCUCGAGGCCUUCUUCAGUCGCGUCGCGUCCUGCAGGGUUCAGCGGCAUUUGGGGAAGUGUCGGUGCGUUCCUUUGGUGUGCUUAGGUCCGAGUCACAUGCCCAACAAUUGCCCCCCAACAGGGGGUGUUCUGUGAAUACCACCUGUUUAGGCUUCCGCUUGAUUGACUCGGGCCUGCACGAUCUCCGCGCGGUUUUCGUGGGACUCUUCACUCGUUGUGCGCGUUAUUUUGAGCUACGCGCUGAUCUCCGCCCGCGCUUGUGUUGAGGGUGGGUCGCUCGAAGUUGGGCUUGGGGUUUUUUUCCUUCCUCGCGCGUAUGCCCCCGUUGUGCGCGUUACUUGGAGUUACGCGCGACGCUGUUGCUUUCUCCUUCCUCGCGGAUAUGCCCCCCAUUGUGGCGUUACGUUGAGGUUGGUGCGCGCUACUUUUAAGUUGGGCUUGUGGUGUUUUUUCUUCCUCGCGGGUGUGUCAUGCCCCCCAGGCGGUGCGCGGCACUUGUGGCGUCAUCGACUAGUGUCUAUGAUGGUAGGUGUCCACGUGUCCCUCCAUGAUUGGGCUAUUCGGGCGGGGAUUUCUUGAAAUUCGAAAAAAUUCGAAAAGAUUUG